CAGUCAUCCAAAUUUCAAUCAAACCCUAGAAAUCCAAUAUACAUAGCAAAGUGUAGGUAAUCGAACAGUUCGCGUUCUGCUUCCUUUGCGACGUCUGGUGGAGGAUUGGAGCCUCGUUUUCACUUUCCCCGCUCUCUGAGUCAACGCCCUCUUCCUACUGGACACUUGAUAAUCAAACAUUGCAUUAUGUAUGCAGAUUUUUACCUGUCAAGUGAGUGAAAUGAAUGCUUGUUAAUUGGAGGUGUUGCUUGACUGAUUUUUUAUGAUGGAGUGCAACAAAGAAGAAGCUAUCAGGGCCAAAGAAAUUGCAGAGAAGAAGAUGGAAGGGAAAGAUUUUGUGGGUGCUCUUAAGAUUGCAUCCAAAGCUCAGAGGCUCUAUCCUGAUCUGGAUAACAUUGAGCAGAUGAUUUUGGUUUGUGAUGUGCUUUGUGCUGCAGAGAGCAAGAUCUGUGGAAAUGAGAGUGAUUGGUAUGAUAUUCUUAAGGUUGACCCAACAGCCAAUGGUGCAACCGUCAAAAAACAAUACCGUAAGUUUGCCCUCUUACUUCAUCCUGAUAAGAACAAGUUUCCUGGUGCUGCAGAUGCUUUUAAAAUGAUUGGUGAAGCUCAAAAGGUGCUCUUGGAUUACGACAAACGUGCACUGUUUGACAAGAAACGUAUUUCUCUAGGAAAAUCAUUUGUACCAAUGCACCAGUCAAGCAGGCAAUCCAAGGCACAAAGCAGUUCUAAUUUUGCUCCAAAGUCCGGGAACCAGCCGCACCAGCAACCACGAAAAUGGACUAAAUCAGGAGGUGCCACCGAACAACCAACAUUUUGGACAAUCUGUUCGUCUUGUUCAGUUAAAUACCAGUAUUAUAGGGCAAUGAAGGAUAAAACUUUGUGGUGUCACCAAUGUGAAACACUUUUUACUGCACGUGAGAUAAAUACACCUGGUGCGUCAACUGGUACUACCUUUAAUCAGUCUGCACCCAUGAAACAAAAUGACAUUAGCCAAUCUCAUGUCAAGAUCAACCCUCGAACUACUCCUGUGAACCUUACCACCAAGACAACCGUGCAGGGAAGAUCUGGGGAAUAUAAUACGAAAGGCAGAACAGACAGUAAGGUAUCUACAGAAUCCAACAGUCAGCAAUACCCCCGUAAAUCUACUCGGUCCAGGCAGCAUGAUGAAGAUGAGCUGGUGAAUUCUUCAAAAAGGCCUAAAACAGUUGGAUCUUUCCCUAGUAAGAAUGAAAAUUCUGAAGAUCUUUUUGUAGAUCCUUCUGGUCCAAGGUCUUCAACUGUGACAGCACCAGAAAUAUUUGAAUAUCCUGGCUCAGAUUUGAGUGAUUUUGACCAAAUUAGAAAAAAAGAGUGCUUCAAGGAUGGACAAAUAUGGGCUUUUUAUGAUAUGUUGGAUGCCAUGCCUAGAUUCUAUGCUGUAAUAAACCAGGUUCUCUUUCCUGGAUUUAAGUUGCUUAUAACCUGGUUGGAACCUGAUCCUGACAAUGAAGAUGAAAGGAAAUGGGUACUUGAGGGCCUUCCGGCAACUUGUGGUAAAUUCAGACUAGGAAGUUCAGAAAUUAUUAAAGAUCUUCUAAUGCUCUCUCACAUGGUGUGCUGGGAAAAAGGCAAGAGCAAAAACACUUACAAAGUAUAUCCUAAGAAGGGUGAAACCUGGGCUCUCUUUGUAAACUGGGAUAUGAACUGGCAUUCUCAUACUGAGAUUAAGAGAAAGUAUGAAUAUGAGUUUGUUGAGGUGUUGUCAGACUACACUGAUUCUAAUAGUGGUGUGCAUGUUGCACCCUUGGUUAAGGUAAAGGGUUUUGUGUGUCUUUUUCAUCGCAAGGAAGAAAGAGGAUUGGUUCAUAUUCCCGCAAAAGAGCUAUUCAGAUUCUCCCACAGGAUUCCUUGUUUCCAAAUGACAGGGAUGGAAGGGGAAGAAGUUCCUAAGGGAUCCUUUGAACUCGACCCUGCUUCCUUACCAAUCAGCAGCAAGGAUAAAUGUUUCCUCUCACAUUAACAUGAAACCGGGAUAUAUGCAUCCUAAUUUUUGAAGCUUCAAAUCAAAACAAGCACCCAUAGCUCUGUAGAGAUUCCUCUGGCAUGGCAACCUCAUUCAUCUCCUUGGUUUCCAGCUUUUUGCCAAUGAGUAAUGAAAUGUGGCAUAGCCUUGCCAGUUAAUGAUUUAUUAGUCUCUCUGUUUUAUUUAAAAUCUUGGUAAAACCUGGACAGUGGUCUUUUUUGAUGUUGACUUUUGUACAAAGCACUGGUGGAACUAGAUGGUAAUUACCUUUUGCAGAAAAGUCUGGUUAGAGUUUUUCUUUGUCAACAAUUGCUUGUAGUAUCUACUAGGCCAUGCCAGAGUGGUCUAGUGUUCCUUCAAUGUGGUAUAUAGUCUUUUAUGAACAGCUGCCCAUACUAGAAAUUAUAGUCUUAUCUCUUAGUUACUGCAUUGCA
Molecule: messenger RNA, 2436 nt
Organism: Ipomoea triloba (trilobed morning glory)
Lineage: Eukaryota; Viridiplantae; Streptophyta; Magnoliopsida; Solanales; Convolvulaceae
Exons: 2
Coding region: 263-1999 (578 amino acids)
Source: RefSeq, a predicted model, not a curated record